Messenger RNA from Maudiozyma barnettii, 1755 nucleotides. It is a transcript of the gene RSC4, whose product is annotated as Rsc4p. Gene Ontology annotation, biological process: chromatin remodeling. NCBI's taxonomy places the organism in Eukaryota, Fungi, Ascomycota, Saccharomycetes, Saccharomycetales, Saccharomycetaceae. Gene Ontology annotation, cellular component: RSC-type complex. The transcript has a single exon. The record is from RefSeq and is a predicted model, not a curated record. The coding region runs from base 1 to 1755 and encodes 584 amino acids. Gene Ontology annotation, molecular function: protein binding.
AUGCCUCCAAAGAAAAGAAAGAUCGAAGAAGAUUCUACUAGUGAACCACCAAAAUAUGUAGCUGGUAAAGUGGCGAGACAUGGAGCUAAUCCUCCUAUUGAUUAUUCAGAUCCUUUAAAACCAGAUUCCGAAUUGUAUAGAGACGAUUGGUCCAUCUCUAGAUUUAAUUUGUUUGUCACAUACACGUUAGAUCAUUUGAGGGAAACAUAUCCAACAAUUUUCAAAGAUUUUAUUAAGUUACCAAGUAGAAAAUUUCAUCCUCAGUACUAUUACAAAGUUGAUCAACCUAUCUCCAUUAAUGAAAUCAAGAACAGAGACUAUGAAUAUGCGGAUGGUACUAGAAAUUUUCUAUUAGAUGUAGAACUGUUAGCGAAGAAUUGUGCCUCUUACAAUGAAGAAGAUAGUUUAAUCGUAAAAAAUUCUUAUCAGAUGGUUAAUUAUAUUCAGUAUGAGGCAUUGAAGGCUAAAAAUGUUGAAAGAAACUAUGUCAUCAAUGAUACUAUUAAAACUAGAUUACUUUCCCUUUUAGAGACUCUCAUUGAGGCAACAGCUAAGAAAAUAUAUGAUACUAUUCCUGAUUUAAAGGUAAAUUUACAAGAUUCUGAGAAUGAUGAUUUUCAAAUGAGUGAACCCUUCAUGGAACUUGUUGAUAAAGAAGAACUACCGGAAUAUUAUGAAGUUAUUCAUAGACCAACUGCGCUAAAUAUAAUUAAGACGAAUUUAGAAAAUGGUCAGUACUCAAAAAUUUAUGAUUUUAUCACAGAAGUAAAUCUGGUAUUCGAUAAUGCAUUUGUGUUUAAUAACUCGACCUCUUUAAUCUAUCAAUCAGCAAAGGCACUUUUAGAAUAUUUCACGUUCACAUCUUUAAUUAUGUUCAAUGAACUGAAAGAUUUGAAAGAUCAUGGUGAGUUAUCUUUAGAUAUUGAAAAAAAUGAAUACGAAAAAUAUUUAGGGGAUCGUAAAGUUGACGAAAGACAUGUAAUCCAUGAAGAAUCUGAUGAUGAUUUUGAUGAUUUCAACCAUGUAGAGGGAUUGGGAAAUGGUUAUACACGUAAUAUAUUAACUGAGGAUUAUUUACUUGGUCCAGACCGUGUCGAAUCUAUGAAGUCGAAAUUUUCUGUUUCGAACCAAACACCAUCUUUAAUUGAAAAGGUUAAUAAGCAUGUAGAGACCCCUAAAUUUAAUAUUCUAAAAUCUUUAAAGAAUGAAUCUGAAUCUGUUUCGGAACAAUUCAAAAAGGAUAAGAAAAUAUAUGAACUAAUAGAAGAAAUAUCGAUUUUUUCAUCGAAAGGUUUGUAUACACAAGGGAUAAAUCCAAUGCAAGGGUCGAAACCCUCAUCUACACAGAAUUGGUUGGAAUUUAAUUUUAUUGGUAAGAAAUUAAACCAAAAUGAAAAUACAUUCACAAUUUCGCUUGAUCCAAUUCAAACUUUCUUAACACUUGUGGCUAAAAUUGGUACUUCAAAUCUAGAAUCGACGUUACGUUUAAAUAAUGAUAUCAUAAAACCUAGAGUGGAGAAUAAGAAACACCAACCUACGAUACACCUAAAUACCAACUCUGGUAGUCCCUCCGUGCAAGAUGAAAAGAAUGAUAAUAUAAAUGAUACAGAAAUACACACAGAAAAUUUUGAUAUUCGUUUGAACGAAGGGCUAAAUCUAUUGGAGUUUAGUUGCGAAACUAAAAAUGGUGAAGUUGAAAAUAAUAAUGUCUUGUCUAAAGAAACUAUGAAAUUCUGGAUUAAUGUCUUCCCAUAA